AUGGAGGUGUUCAGCAGACCGUCCACGACCACCAUCCCGCCCCCCGUCACGACCCCCCAGCCGGCCAUCUUCUUCCGAACCGCCACACAGAAAUCGGUGAGGGUCGUCACUUCUUCGUCGGUCGUCCUGCCUUCCUUGUCGUCGUCUCAGGGUUCUUCCGUUCUCUCCGUCGACCUCCCGGAGCUGAAACGACCUCAGAGGCACCAGGAGUCGCAGGCAGCGGUUCAAGACGUUGAUGACAAGGUGCUUCGUCCCCAGCCAUUAGUAUCAGUCCCAGCUAACGAACCGGCGAGGCAACAACAAACCUCAGUGGUUGUGUCUAGUUCCUUAGGCUCCGACGCAGGUUUCGUCCGCACUAACAUCCCGACAGAAGUCCGUGUCAUCGACCACCACAACCCGGCCGAGGCUCCUACAACCCAGAGGCCAGAAGCGACCACCGUCUCCAUCUACGCCCUUGACCCCUUCUACGGAUCGAGACUAUCACGGAUUGAUGUCAUCUUCCAUCAGCUGAACGUGGUUGAGGAGGGAUGCAGGGAACAGAUCGUGUGCAACAUCUACAAGAACCCAAAAGCCUUCACUCCCUUCAGCGACUUCCUUUCUCGCCAGCUCACAGUGAAACUCGAAGAGCUGCAGAGACCGAAAGUCUCCGACGAGAGGAUCCUCCGCUUCUUCCGGUACCUGAAGGCGGCGAAGGAGGGGCAGGACGGCUCUGACUGCCAGGCCAAGUACCCCGAGUGCCUCGUCGACACCACGACCCUCUCGCACCAGCCGAUCAUGAAAGCGUUCGAAAAGGUGUCCAUCUUGAGGAACGCGGCUGGCUAAUGCACGCGGUGUUCGUGGUGUUUAAUGUUUAUGGUGAUGUCUUGUUAUUAUUAUGUUAUUAUCAUUAUUAUUACUCUUUUAAAUGUAUCAUUUGAUGAUUUUGUGCGAUGGUAGAUGUUACCAGUCGAUCCGCAUGUGUGUGUGUGUGUAUCCGAGAGUCGUUCGGGUUCGUGUGGAUGUCCAUGGUCGUUUUUUUUUGUUUUGUUUUGUUUUGUUUUUAUCUGUUUGACUGACUGGGAAUCAGGAUGGGAUGGAAAGUGUUCGUUCGUUCUGGCGGUAGAGAUACGAAACAUUCAUUCCCCGAAGAAGAAUAAACAAGACACCCCUAAGAUAAAGAAAAAAAAAAACAAGUGAUCAGAAACACGCCCAAAAAAGUACAAAAGAAAACUGGAACUCUCAUCUCCGGUGGAUCCCAACAGAUGGCGCGGCGAGAGUUUUACCUGACACCCAAGAUGCUCCCCUUGCCAAGUACGACUUUCUAAACCGGGAAUCAUUACCGGGAGAAGACACGGGGGCGUAAAAUCCACGCCAGCUUGACCGUGCCCCUCCCGGAUGAGAAUCGAGGUCAGGUGCACAGUCCCUUUUUUAUUGUUACUUGUACUCGAGGCAGCUGGAACCGGUGGCUCUGCUGACUGCCUGCCCUACAUACGUCGCCCGGCUGCCUGAGAGUGGAACGCGUUUUUUUUUGUUUUGUUUUUUCUUUCCUUUUUUCAGCUCUUUUUUUCUAAUCUUGUUUUUCUUUUUCCUUUUUUUCUUUUCUUUCUUUCUUCUACUGUACUGAGAUUUGUUUUGUGUUUUUUUAAGGGAUUCUUGCUGGAGAUGAAGGCCACAAGGAUAAAUUUGUUGCCAUUAAUUUGAGUGUCUUUUGUUGUGAACUUACGCAUAAGUUUAUUCCACGACGAGGAAAAGAGAAAACUUACCUUUGCCGAUAUAUCUUCUUAAAAAUUACUAAAGUAUUUCAUCAGUUUACAUAUUAGGAGAGAGAGACUUGUAACCUGUAACGCCCCCACCCCCCCCUUUGCACUCCCAAACGAAAAGUUCAGAACGUUUCUCUCUUGUGCCAAUCCCUUUUUCAUUGGCUACGUUUACCGAAUUACUCUUUUUUUCUCAUAGAAGUUACUUAUACAAAAAAACAGUAUUGCUUCUCACGAAAAAAAAGUAUUUUAUUAAUAUUCUAAAACAAGACGCCAAGACCGAACCUCCAGCACUUUCCAUCCCACGCCAAUAAUGCAAGCUCAAUAUAGAACAUAUAAAUAUAUAUAUAUAAAUAUACCUUAUGACUACGACGGUUCAUAGAACUCUUUAAGGUCAACUCUAAAAGCUAAACGUAUCAAUAUUGACCUUUAUAUAUCUCAGGUUAUUCCUUCGUUCUAUAAUAUUUCUUUCGGCUUUUGAAAUGAUGCGUAAUUUGUACAAUAUUCUGACACAUUUUUUUCCUCCCCUUCGCCUCUUCCAAACUUUCUGAAUAUUGUCUAAAAACCUCAUUACUCUUAUUGUUAUUAUUGUUAUUAUUGCAGUUAUUUAUUGUAAACUUAUUUAAUUAAUUUAUUGGCUACUAAUCUAUGUAUUGUGAUAUCAUACCUAUAAUUAAGAAUUAUCGACGAGAGAUGCUAGUGUGAGACACUGCGCCAGAUUUUGUAAGCGUUUUAAUAAUAAAGCGAACUUCAUA
Molecule: messenger RNA, 2491 nt
Organism: Penaeus indicus
Lineage: Eukaryota; Metazoa; Arthropoda; Malacostraca; Decapoda; Penaeidae
Exons: 6
Coding region: 1-822 (273 amino acids)
Source: RefSeq, a predicted model, not a curated record